Linum tenue is the source of this 1481-nucleotide messenger RNA. NCBI's taxonomy places the organism in Eukaryota, Viridiplantae, Streptophyta, Magnoliopsida, Malpighiales, Linaceae. The record is from the annotation of a GenBank genome assembly.
GAAUGGAGUUCAAAGACCAUCAGCUUUGAACUGCACGGGAUGAAAAAAACCAACUGAGUGUGGAAAUGAAAUCCCAGGAAGCCACAUACGUUGGGAGUUGAGCCAUUUGGAUUUUGGAGUGAUAUCACAGCAAAGAACCAACCCAAUUGAGCACAAACAAGAACUUCUGAUUUGCACUCUCUACCACAAAUAAUUUCAUUCCUAUAUUAGAACUGUAUAUGUAUACAUAAGCAAAAACCAAACCGAAAGAACUGACUUACCAUUAUUGUUUACAGGGAAUGAAGAACUCAUAAGACAUACAUUCAUCAUCAUCAUCAAGCAGAGAGGGAAAGACAGAAACUUUGCACCUGGGUAGUUGAUCAACAACGCAAAUCACAGCUCAAAUCCACAAAACGAUGACAUCUCAGUAACCCAAUUGGAGGAUGUAGGAUACUCCAAAACAUCCUGCAAACGGUUGCAAUCCAUAGACCCAGCACCAACUCCAUCCAGCAACCCAUCAAAGAAGCCUUCCUCCUCUUCGUCUUCCUUCAUUGCUCCGCCUAAUUUGCUGCCCUUGACUUCUUCUUCUUCUUCGCCUUCCACAGCAGGCAUAUGACCUUCGAACAGGGCCAUGUGCCCAAACAACUUGUCCUUCCUUGAAAAGCUAGUCCCACAGGAACACUUCCACCGCGACUCGCCACAGUGCUUCAGGUGGCUCUUCAAAUCGGCCACAACAGAGAAAUUCUUCUUGUGGCAGCGAUUGCAGGAAUACAACUUGGGGCAGUGGCUUCUCUUGAAGUGGUUCUUCACACAGAUCACCGACUUCAGAGCCCGAAACUUCUUGUGCUUCCUGUUCCUAUUGCAUCCUUCGAAGGGGCAGGAGAAUCUCGACUUCCUCGUCCCGUCGCUGGUCGCCGCCGCGGCGGGCUUUGCCAGGGCCUCCGGGGUCUUGAAUUGGUUCCCGUGGGCCCUCAUGUGCAUCCUCAGAUUCGCGUCGCGCUUGAAUCCUUUCCCGCAUAUCUCGCAGAAGUGGGCGUGCUCCGCCAGCAGCUCCACCGCGUCCAGCUCGACUACGUCGCCGCUGCGGUCGGAGUCGCCCUCUUCCCGGUCUACUUCAUCCUUCAAUUGGAACGACAGCUGCUUCUCUUGCUCUUGCUCUUUACCUUUCUUCCGAUCCGGGGGAUCGCGGAGCUCGGCAGGCAUUGGAGGCGGCUCAAUGGAUUGAGAGCAAGCGAGAAGAGCGGCGCCGUUGACGAUGGUCUGUUGGAUGGCAGAGGAGAUUUCGGAGGACACCAUUUCCAUCUGAUUUUGGCUGAUUAGUGUUUUGCCAUUGACCGAUUCAGCCAGGAACCGCUGCAACAAAUCCAAUCUCUCCCUGACUGCAGAUAAGUUCAUCAGAGGAACUCGUGGAUCGGCGGCGCUUGCCAUUCCCACAGGAACGUUAAUGGACAUUUUUGCUGAACCUAAGGGCCUUCCUCACCUUCGUUCUAGUUGUUGUUGUU